Molecule: messenger RNA, 687 nt
Organism: Xiphias gladius (swordfish)
Lineage: Eukaryota; Metazoa; Chordata; Actinopteri; Istiophoriformes; Xiphiidae
Gene: lrata
Product: lecithin retinol acyltransferase a
Exons: 2
Coding region: 1-687 (228 amino acids)
Biological process (GO): retinol metabolic process
Molecular function (GO): phosphatidylcholine-retinol O-acyltransferase activity
Source: RefSeq, a predicted model, not a curated record
AUGCUGCAGCUGUUGACAUUCCUGGUGGAGAAGCUCUCUCUCCUCUCCAACUUUAAACUGUUUGAGUCCAGCUGGUUGGACGGUGAGGAUCAAGAACGCCCCGAGCAUCGCCGUCCAACGCCGCCCCCCGGGAGAGGAGACCUGCUUGAGGUCCCAAGAACCAUUUUCACCCACUACGGUAUUUACCUGGGUGACAAUAAGGUAGCUCACCUGAUCCCUGACAUCCUCCCUGUGCUCACAAACGACAAGGAGCUCAUCGGUUCAGUCAUAUCAAACAAAAGACUCAUCCUCGGCUGCAUGUACAGGUGUGCCACGGUGCGCGUGGACACACUGGAGGAUUUUGCGUAUGGCUGCAACAUACUGGUCAACCGUAUGGAUGAGACGAUGAAGGCGCAAGCGUUUCCCAACGAAGAUGUGGCCAAGAGAGCUGAAAAACACAUCGGAGCAAUCCCCUACAGUCUGCUGUGGAAUAACUGUGAACACUUCGUGACAUACUGCAGAUACGGAUGUGCAUCGAGCAUACAAACAGAGAAGUUCUGUGAGUGUCUGAAGUCAGUCAUCAGAGACCAGCGCAGCAUAAUUGUUACAGGACUGCUUGGAAUUGUCUCCAUGGUCUGUUUUGGUAUGGCACCUGCAACUACAUUACCCACAGUUCUUAUCCCCUUCACUCUGUGGAUGGCUGGUUAA